Molecule: messenger RNA, 1245 nt
Organism: Aureobasidium melanogenum CBS 110374
Lineage: Eukaryota; Fungi; Ascomycota; Dothideomycetes; Dothideales; Saccotheciaceae
Product: regulator of gluconeogenesis Rmd5
Exons: 4
Coding region: 1-1245 (414 amino acids)
Biological process (GO): proteasome-mediated ubiquitin-dependent protein catabolic process
Cellular component (GO): nucleus; cytoplasm; GID complex
Molecular function (GO): ubiquitin protein ligase activity; protein binding
Source: RefSeq, a predicted model, not a curated record
AUGGAGUCGCUGCGGUUGGAGCAGGAUAAGCUGGACAAGAAGGGCAACCUGUCAAAGACGAUUGAAGAUGUGCAGAAGACGAUCGACCUGCUCGUCGCCGCCCGAGAAACCAUCGCUGCCGAUGCAAGUGCAGCUACGCCAACACUGGCCAAACUGAAGCGGCCGGUCAAGGCUUCACUGGACCAGGUCAACUCGGACAUCAAGGACAUUUACUCGGCCCACAAGGACUAUUCCAAAGCUCUAGAUAAGAAAUUCAAGCCACAAUCUAUGCCUGCUUCCCACCACGAUGCCCUCUCGUCGCAACCCGCACUAGUGAACCGCGCAAUUGCCAUGCACCUCCUGCGCGAAGGCCAGUUCAACGUAGCCCAGACCUUCAUCGCCGAAGCAAAUGCAAACCCUAAUACUACUGCCACAAAAACCGCUUCGGAUGGGGAUAGCCUCAUGGAGAAUGGACACGACACGCAACUUUACGACAUUGACCGUGACAGUGCCGGUGCUCUGCAGUCGAGAUUUGCCCAUAUGUACCUCGUUCUGGACGCCCUGCGCAACAGGCACGACUUGAACCCUGCCAUCAACUGGGCUCGUCAACACAGCCAUCAGCUCGAGCUGAGAGGUUCAAAUCUCGAGUUCGAUCUAUGUCGUCUACGCUUCGUCGAGCUCUACACCCGCCAUGAUCCCAAUGAUCAUAUGUCCGGCCCCCUUCAAGCUCUCGAAUAUGCCCGCCAGACAUUUCCAAAUUUCUCUGCUCGAUACAUGCGCGAGACGUCGUCUCUACUCGGCUCGCUAGCUUUUGCUCCUGCCCUGACAUCCUCACCUUACAAGAGUGUCUUCUUCAACGAAGACGCCUGGGAACAUGCAGCAUCGAGUUUCAUCCGCGAGUUCUGCGCCAUGCUGGGUCUAAGCGAAAAGAGUCCUCUUUACACCGCCGCAACAGCCGGCGCCAUCGCUCUUCCCGUACUGGAAAAACUCGAGCGCGUCAUGGGCGAAGUCGGAGGUCAAUGGACUAGUGUCAAUGAACUCCCCGUCGAGAUCCCAUUACCACAUUCAUAUCUCUUCCACUCUAUCUUUGUAUGUCCUGUCAGCAAGGAACAAGGUACUGAUGCCAAUCCGCCCAUGAUGCUGCCUUGCGGUCACGUUAUUGCCAAAGAAUCGCUCGACAAGAUUAGCAGGGGAAACAAAAGGUUCAAGUGUCCGUACUGUCCCGUUGAAGGACAUCCCAAAGAGGCUAGGAAAGUCUUCCUCUGA